UUGAGGACCUUACACCGAGGCUACUUUUCAACAACAGAAGUCGACCUAUCGAAGUCAUACGGAUAACCAAAACAUAAACAUAACCUAGAACGAAAGUAUGGGGUAUGGGGCAGUUAAUCAAAUCAAAUUAUUGCAAGUGAAAUUUAAAUUUGAAAAAAUAUUAUGCCAUUUCGAAAAACAAUGAAACUGUAAUUGUCUUUCAUUCAAUACUUUAUAAGUGAUGCUGAAAUGGAGGAGGUAUUUGAAUUGGCAAGAGAAUUGGGUCUAGUUGAAACUUUCAUUGUUGGUCAAAUAAAUUCCAUUAAAUCUGCAAAAUGUGGGGCAUUACAAACUGGUAACGAUCAGAUAUUCGACUAUGUGAUAGUAAUUGAUUUUGAAUCAACAUGUUGGGACAACAAAGAUAAUCAGAGUAAGUGGCAGAAUCUAGCAGAAAUCAUUGAAUUUCCUGCUGUGUUACUUAAUGUCAAAACGGGCAUUAUUGAAGAACAGUUUCAUCAUUAUGUAAUGCCUGUAGAGAAUCCAACUCUGUCAGAGUUUUGCGUAAAAUUAACAGGUAUAAAGCAAGAGGUUGUGAAUGCUGGUAUACCCCUUGGUACAUGCUUGAUGCUUUUUAAUCGGUGGAUAAGCAAAAUAUCUACAGAAAAAAAUAUUUCGUUCCACAAACCAUCUGAUAAGACUAAAACAUGCACAUUUGUUACUUGGUCAGAUUGGGAUAUUGCCAUGUGCCUUCAAAAUGAAACUAAAAGGAAACAAAUACGCAAACCUGACGUGCUCUCUCAAUGGAUUGAUUUGCGUCUAGCAUAUCGGAAAUUUUAUCAAAGAAAACCUCAAGGACUUAAAGGUGCUUUGGCAGAAGUUGGUGUGCAAUUUACUGGCAGAGAGCACUCUGGUAUAAUUGAUGCCCAAAACACUGCCAAACUUGUAUCCCGUAUGAUAAAAGAUGGGUAUGUGCUUUCAAUUACCAGCUCUUCAGAAAUUUCAUCCCCUCAGAUAAAUCUGAAGAGGUGCCCUCUAGGAAAUUUAAAAAACACCUCAACCCCAUUAAGUAGAGAACCUCAGUCUUUGAAAACCCGAACACUUAGAAGUGGAUUACAUGCUACAAACUCUUUAAGAAAUAAUAAUAAAUGUAGAUUAGGCAACACAGUGGAGGGUAUUUACAAUGAUGAAAAAGAUUCAUGUGCUGCAAAGAAAGUUAUGACGUCUGAUACUCCAAAAAAUGUAACUAAGUUGGCUUCUGCAACUAAUGUUUGUACUCCCAAGCGGCAGAGUAUUAAUAAGCCAGUAAGCUGCAAGCGCACCCCACCUCUCUGUCGUUGUGGGCGGAGAGCUGCAUGUAAGGUAGCCAACUCACCUGGACCUAAUCAAGGCCGUAGUUUCUUUACUUGCCCAAACCAAAGAAGAUCUCUAGGCAUGCUUUCUAAAGGUUGCAAUUUUUUCAUGUGGUGUUAAAUUUAAGGAUUAAAAUAUGUAAAAAUAAAGUCAGAUUGAUCUA
This is a messenger RNA of Frankliniella occidentalis (western flower thrips), 1492 nucleotides long. Its product is annotated as ERI1 exoribonuclease 2-like. Gene Ontology annotation, molecular function: nucleic acid binding; 3'-5'-RNA exonuclease activity; zinc ion binding. The coding region runs from base 229 to 1449 and encodes 406 amino acids. Lineage: Eukaryota; Metazoa; Arthropoda; Insecta; Thysanoptera; Thripidae. The transcript is spliced from 7 exons. The record is from RefSeq and is a predicted model, not a curated record. Gene Ontology annotation, biological process: exonucleolytic trimming to generate mature 3'-end of 5.8S rRNA from tricistronic rRNA transcript (SSU-rRNA, 5.8S rRNA, LSU-rRNA).